GAGUGUUGAGGGAGUGAGAGAAGAUUACUGUCGCUUAAGCCUCAUGCCUCUCACCCGUUCGCAUCUCACCUGCUCUGGGACUUUAUCAAACGCACCUUUUGAUUUCGUACAGGCAGAGCUCCGUGCUCCUCGCGCCGCCUAAACGCCAGGUGAUAUGGAUUAACUGACUUCCUCACUGUCUGAGGAAAGGUUCGGCUUUUUUUUUUUUUGCAGCGCUUUUCGAAGUUGUUCUACAUCCAGGACUGUCGGGACGGCCCGCCCAACGCUCAGGAGGGGAUUAGAAAGGAGCUACCCGCUACUCAGUAAGGAGAUGAAGGCGAGUCACCCUGGUCCUCUUCAGCAGAGCGAUGGACAGACAGAGAGCAGAGCGGGACUGUAACUGGCGCCUUCAUGGAGCCCUGAUACACAGGGCAGAGAGCAGGUAAAUGGAGGCGCAGGACAGGAGCCGCUCCCCAUCCCGUAGGACCAGCCGGGUGGAGCAGGUGGUGGGACGAUGGCUGAGACGGUCCCGAGACUUAGGCAGCAGGUCUCACUCUCUGAGCAGAGACCGGGUUGCAUUGGACGGGAAGACAGCAGAGUCCAGUGGCUCUGAUCAGAGGAAUUACCCCUUCCGCUUUAAUGUUCAGAUUCAACGGGACGAGACGCUUAACUCCCAUGGCCUCACUCUCUCCUCCCAAACCCCCAUUGUGGUACAAGAGGUCACCCCAGGUGGUCCUGCAGAUGGCCGGCUCGUCCCUGGCGACCAGCUUGUGAAGAUCAAUAACGUUGCUGUUGAUGACCUGACCCCGGAGCAAGCUGCUGAAAUAAUCAGGGAGUGUCAAGAUACGUUGACAAUGACGGUCCUCAGAACAAUGCUGGGCCCUAAGUCAUCGUUCAUCACACCGGAGAAGAGGGCCAAGCUCAGGUCCAACCCUGUCAAAGUUCACUUUGCUGAGGAGGUGGAAGUCAAUGGACACUCUCAGGGUAACUCGCUGCUCUUCCUGCCUAACGUUCUGAAGGUUUAUCUGGAGAACGGGCAGACCAAGGCCUUCAAAUUUGAACCCAGCACCACAGUCAAGGACAUUGUGAUGACACUGAAGGAAAAGCUUUCUCUGAGCCGUAUCGAACACUUCUCCCUGGUGCUGGAGCAGCAGCACAGCAUCAGCAAACUACUGCUGCUACACGAUGAGGAGGGGAUACAGCAGGUGGUCCAGAAGAAAGAGGCCCAUGACUACAGGUGUCUGUUCCGUGUUUGUUUCAUGCCCAGAAGCCUCCAGACUCUGCUGCAGGAGGAUCCCGCAGCCUUUGAAUACCUCUACCUGCAGGGGGUGAAUGAUGUGCUGCAGGAGCGAUUUGCAAUAGAGAUGAGGUGUAACACUGCCCUGCGACUCGCUGCCCUGCACAUUCAGGAGAGGCUCUCGAGCUGUGGACAGUCACCAAAGACCAACCUGAAGAUCAUCACGAAGACGUGGGGCAUAGAGAACUUUGUGUCAUCCACAUUGUUGAGGAACAUGCGAGAGAAAGAUCUGAGGAAGGCCAUCGGCUACCACAUGAAGAAGAGCCAACUGCAGCACGAUCCUAAACAGAAGGGCCUGUCAGUGGAUCAGACGAGGAUAAACUACCUGGAGGAGCUGGCUGAUCUCAGGUCGUUUGGAGGCAAAUCCUUCAGUGCCACCAUGAUGCUCCAGGACAGGGAGUCGAUGGUGACCCUGCUGGUGGGGGCACGGUAUGGCGUGAGCCAGGUGGUCAACCACAAGCUCAGCAUCCUGUCCACCCUUACAGAGUUCACCAGCAUCACACGCAUCGAGCUGCUGCCUGAAUCAGAGAAGGUCAGCCUGGUCAAAAUAUACCUGCAGGACAUUAAGCCCAUCACAUUACUGUUGGAGUCAGUGGCAGCCAAAGAUAUGUCCUGCCUAAUAGCAGGGUACUGUCGAGUUUUUGUUGACCCCAACCUCAACAUAUUUCCCUGGAUAGAUGAGUCCAAGAAGCACAGAGUGUCUGCUGAGGAAGGUUAUGUGUCCCGAUGUGGCAGCGACUCAAAUGACUCCUCAGACCUGGACAUGGAACCACUAGUGACCCUGGUGUCUGUCAACGAAAAGCCCUGCCCUCGUGUCAGAUCCUCAUCAGAUCCGGAUGGAAGAAAAAGAAAAGACAGAAGGAGAAACAAAGAUGGCAAAGAAAAGGGAGAUAAAUCUUGGGAAGAUAAAAAACAAAAGGAAGAGAAAGAUGCUGACACUGAAAAGGGAAAGAAUAGAGAGGGUAUGACUGAAGACACCGGGCACAAGGAGGAGACAAAGAGGGCGCCAGAUGGUGGACAAAUACAGAUCGAGGUAACGAACAAUGACUCAAGGGAACGACAGGAGAAAGUGGGAGAGGAAUGUGGAGGUGGAGGGGAGGCAAAGGCAGCAGAGGAGCAGCCAUCUGCAUCAGAAACAUCAGAUUCUUGUCACACUGACUCUCGUGUCCUCACCAGCCCGUCCAGUGACUCCCUCGAUGCUUUGGAGGAAGAUGAUUUACUGUCGUGUUCCUCCUCCUCCGGCCACCCCAACGCUCCCUCGCAAAUUCAUCCCCAUGUCCACUCUCACCUUCAGCUUAAUCCUUAUUCUCAUAGGCAGGUUCAGUCUCACCUCCUCGCCCCUCCACCAACUCACUCCCACCCCCUCAAACACUUCACAACUCACGACAGUGGGGGAGGAGGCUGCAGGAGAUCAGGCGAUGGAGCCGAUCCUCAACUCAUCGUACCUGUCUCCACCUCUCAGAGCCUUCACCACACCCUAAAAUGUUCAACUUACCCCGAAUCUGAUGACAGCUCUCUGUGCUUCGCUGAGCUCUCUCGCUUCGUGGACUUCCUGCCGAGCCCCCCGGAGGCCAGUGAGGAUGAUGAAGAUGAAGAAGAGGAGUUAAGUAGGAGGAGGAGAUUGUUCAAAGAAAUGGACCAGUCGGUGAGAAGAGCAGGUGAAGGAGGAAGCGUAAGCGGGGAGGGUAGUUUUCAAGAAUUUCCACUACCCCUCUCCCCAUCCUCCCCCUCCUCCCACAUGGAGUUUGUGUUUAACUUUGACCAGAGGGACGCUCGCUGCUACUACAAACUCUGCUCCAACAUCACCCCCGACAGCGCUCGCAGCCUUCCCCGCCCCCUGCUCCAUAGGGAGGGAGAAGACUGGGAGGAAGUGAGGGGAGGUGGGGGUAAGGCUGAAGACCUGGAGCCGAUCCCCAUCCUCCACCCACCUCCUGGCUUUGGAGACAGCAGCUCCGACGAGGAGUUUUUUGAUGCCAGAGAUCGCUUUACCUCACCUGAAGACCCAACCUCAGGCGCCGUGCCAAGAGAUAUCUGCAGAGAGAUGAAGCUGGACUUUCUCAGCCUCAGUGACAUCAGAGUCUCUGUUACUGAUGGAGACAAAGCUGGAAAAGCAGAAGACAAAGAAGGAGACGACGAGGAAGGAGGAGGCAGAGAAACGUUGUUCCAGCUCAGGAAAAGAUCUCGCAAGCGUCGUUCCUUCAUGGAAACUGAUUAUACUUCUAUGGUGUCAUAUCCAGAACCAGAUCCAGAAAGAUCCACAAAGCAGGACCUGGGAUCCAAUAAGCUUCAUAAAAAGCUUUUGGCAGAAGCCAAUGAUGCUCAGAUGCUGAGUUCAGAUCCUGAACCUUCAGCGCAAACCCAGAAUCCCAGCCCUACUGUCUCCUCCCUGACUCACUCUGAAGGGGAACCAGCUCAGCUCGAGUCAAAACCCAUCCUGUCAAAAGCCUGUUCUCAUGGACCGGGCUCUUCUUCUGGUGUUGGGUCUCAUGAGCAGACUAAAGACCCCCAGCCCUCUUCCAGGACCAGGAAGCAAGAAAUGGAAAUGGAACCUGACACGAUGGAGUUCAAAUCAGUCACAGAUCUGGUGAAGGCUGCAUCUCCUACCAUCACCGUUGUCCGCUGCCGGGUGGAUCCGGACGGGAAGGAGAGUGCUGACCGGAGGGGUGAUGGAAAGGAGGAAGGGGAGGGACAGGAGGAUAUAGAUGAGGGGACAGAGGAGGAAGAGAAGGAGGAGACAGCAGGUGUGUCAGGGAAUGGGCCAUUCACUAGUCAUAUGUUUUUUCCACAGAUGGCUGAGGAGGACGGCAAAGGGGAAGAUGCAGGAGAAGAGAGGAUAGAAGGACUGAGAGGGAACGGUUCACAGAGACCACUCAUAGGUGCUGAGGGUCAGUCAGAAGCCAACACACUGCCGCCAUGCUUGAUAGAUCUGAAUAAAAAAGGUAGUAACGGAUUUUUGGGAUCUCAUCUAAUUGCCCAAGAGCUGAACUCAUAUGAAGAGGAACAUAUGCUUGAAGGUGUGCAUGACGAGUCAAGCCCACUGUCAUACUCACCACCACCCCCUCCACCCUCAUCCCCUCUACCUCCAGUACCAGUUUCUCACAUAUCCCAAAGUGACUGUUUGGUGAGGGAAGAAGAGGGAAGCACAAACAUGGAAACCUCGACCACAAUGUCUUUAUCUCCUUCUGAGGAGAUGUCACUUAGCAAACAAAAUCACACAAACAAAGCACAAUUACAUUUAGAAGUCACGACCAGUGCUAAUGAAGAUGAAGCCGUUGGCAUUGUCAGUUCUACCAUGAGUAACAGCGAUGACAGCACCAAUUCUGACAAUGUUUUCGAUGAUGACGAGGUGAGUAAUCCUAGUUCAAGUGACAAGAAAGACGACUGGAAUUUGGCAACAACGCAGAGCAUCAGAUCUAAUUCAGCCACAGCAGGUGAGUCACUAAUGAGCAUUAAGUCUCUAACCAGCACCGAAGCUCAUCCAAAAAUUCAUUCAGUUAACUCUGAGUAUACUCGUGCUAUAAACUCUAUCACGGCAAAGCUUGGAGCUGCGACUAGCAUCACAUCUCCAACCUUUAAUUCAGGUACUAAAUUGAAAAGUGAAGAGACGCAUGAAAACGCUUCGUGCUCAAAUCAAAAUAUAGAUAAACCUAGAAGUGUUUCCACCAUGCCAAGUGUUGAAGCUAAAGAAAGUUUAGCUAAUUCUGGCUCAGUGAAGGCUAACACAGCCAUGAGCCAUGAUCUCUCCAAAGAGCCUCCUUCUCCAACUCACUUCCUCUUCCAGUCGUGUUCCCCGGGCAUCAUGGGCCGAUUAUCUGCCUCAACACUUAGGGGGAAGAUUCAACAGUUGCCCCUUUAUUUAUCGCGCUCCCACGAAACCCUCCACCAAGCUGGGACGGGGAGCAUAGCCCAGAGUCCUGUUGCGGACAACAGCAGCAACAAUGUUGAGAUUACCAUCAAAGUCACAGAUGUUGAUGAUGUCACACAAACUAUAGAUUUUGAAACGGGCACAACCGCAGAAAUAGUGGAUUCAGACGAUUCAGAUACAACAGUCACAGGCUCAGAGGUGGAUGGGGAGCAUUUUGUGGAAAUGGCCUCAGCAAAGAGUUUUGAUUCAGGUUUAGAGGUGAGGGAAGUAAACUCCCCACUUCCUGUCCAGACUGAGCCUAAACCCCAACAUCGAAAUCAGCAUCUGUACUCUGGACCUGUCCAGAACACACCGGGACCAAUAACAGAGCCUCCAGCACCCAUAGUGAACAGCAUCCAAAGUGAUACUUCAGGCCUGAAUAUAGACACUCCCGGCCCCAUAACAGAUGCUCCAGAACCAAACAUGGUCACGACCACAGCUGAAGACACUCCAGGUUACAAAUUGACCAAUCAAUCACCUCCCAUUCGGACUCCGAUAGUGGUGACCACGCAGAAUCUAAAUAGGCCAGGACUUCCUUUUCAUAAUCAGUCACAGACAGUAAGACGGACCAGUAGCGACAGGCCUUUGAUGGGUCUUUGUCGACCUUCAGAGCAGAAGUCAGACUCACCAAAAACCCCUUCCUCGGGCUGCAGAGUGUUUACAAUCUGUGAGGAUCCAUCUCAAACAAAGACUGCAGCCGAGGCGGGGACUACCCCGCCCUUGAAGCCUGAGUUCAGCUGUAGCUCUGUGCUAGCGUCUGGAUGCGAGUCAGUUGUGGAGGGGGUGCAGGUACCACUGGAUGCCUGUGGUUGCCCGGCGGUCUAUACCAACUGCUUCAGCGGCGGGGACAGCUUUGACGACGAGCUGACAGUCUACGAGUUCUCGUGCCGCACACAGAGCAGCGGUGUGACCCAGACUUCAGGAGCGGUUCUUCCUCUCAUGACCUCCCCACCUGUCCCCUCCUUUCUCUCCACCUCCUCCAUCCACUCUCCCUCCUUUCCACGCUCCAUCCUCUUCUCCUCCUCUACCUCUGAGCUCAGCCCUCUGCUCUCACCGCUGUCAGACGCCUCUGACUGUUUCCUGUCUCAAACGCACAAGGACACCAUCAGUCGGUUAGGUCAGCAGCGCUACCCAGAACCCCCGACAGGUUUCCAAGUACUCCGCGUAGACGUGGACCAGCUCCUCUCAAUUCUAGAGAGUAGCGGUAGUGACCGAUCUGCGGUAGGUCACGGAGGUCGCCACCCAAGGGACACCUGUCCGGCUCAUUUUACAGAGAACAAGCGGGUGCUCCAGAUAGAGGCCCGGCGGCUGAUGUCAGGCUGUCAGAAGGUGGUGGGGAUUGGACAGAGCCCAGAGGAAAUGCUUCACUCCCUGGCAGUCAGCUUCCGGACCCUGGUGGAGCUGGCCGGCAUAUGCCUCUGGUUCUCUGGUUGCGACAGGUGUGACCGGAGGAACGCAGAGGCGGUUGCAGGUCUGGCAGAUGUGGCCCGCUCCUUCAGGGACUUCUGUCUGGCAGCGGAGCGAGCCAGCAGCAAGCGCAGCUGCCAGGACCUGAGCAUCAAGCUGCUCGCCAAACAGUGCACUGCGCUCACCGCCUCCGUCUUCUGCCUCACCCAGCUGUUUCGCACCCUCACUGCACUAUGAGUGGCCUGCAGCCUCUGAAGACUUUGAGAUGACCUUCAAGCAGCCUGUGGUGUGUAACCUCAGAUAUACGGGGUCACUGGUGAGCCCACAGUGAGCCACGGGGCAGUGUGACCUGGGGCAGUCACUGUGUUUAGGAUGGGCGGUAAAGCGGGAAGUGAGGUUACCUGGGAGCUCCAUCACAGUUCAGAUGAUCACAAGAACUCUCAACAUCAUAGAGCCAGGUUGCACGUUUGUGCAGUCAACAGGGCAGAGGUCAUUGAGGUGCAUGUGGUGACUGACUAUAUGCUGUGCACGUACUGUAGCCCACAAACCAAACAGUUAGGCAACAACCAGACUGUAGGGUGUAAGCUGCAAAAGCAGAGCCUGCUUGCAUUCCGGUAUUGAGGAACUGAUGUACUUGAAUGUAUUCUAUGUCGUCUAUUAUGUUUAUUAAUUUAUUAUUUAUCUAAUUGAUGAGUUACUACAAUGUGUCUGAGCAAGCAAGGAAUGUAAAGAUAAGGACGGAAGAAAUAUGGAAAUGUUUACAGGCAUACCUUAAGAGGAAAAGUGGUGUGUGAGAGUAGUGGGCCUUUUACACACACGCACACACACACACACACACACACAGAGAGAUGCUCGUGAAUCAAUCUUUGAUUCAUCCAUUCAUACACAGGCCUUUCGCUUGACUGACUGAUCAUGUGAACUUUUUGAGUCCUCUGAUAAGAAACACUGCAGUUUACUGAUGCUUCUCUAACUGUAUCUUUAUAUUCUCCAGGCUGUCAGCGAGGACUUCUUUGAAUGUUACUGUUUACAAAACCAAAAAACUAGAGUGAGAAUAAAAGGAAUCAAAAUCACAUGAAUCGAUCCUGAUGUUUGCCAUUUUAUAAAUCUAGUAGCAGAAUGCUGAUGUAUGCGCAUUGUAUGACUUUAUAAAACAAUCAUUUGAAUGAGGUACAAUCCUUUUCACAUUGAAUUUGUUGUCAUUUUGCACAGACGUUUGGUACGUUUAUCUCAGUGUAAUGCAUUUCCUAGCUUUUCUCUCCUUGGUUUGUCAGCACUUGAUUUGUCCACCUCCAGGUGAAACACUGAACCCUCCAGUGCAUGGUGAUGUGGAUGUUGACCACUGCUCUUUUCCAUACAUCUAUUUAUUUUUUCUAUGUAGUACUAACAUUUGUCCAUUGAGAACAAGAAUCUCCUUUCUAAAUGAGACCUGCUGAAGAUGCUGCCCAACAGAUAUUUAUGGUAUAUAGUUAUAUAGUUUAAUGAGAAUUUAAGUUUCAAGCAUUGUACAUGCACUGGACACUUAUGUCUGAGCUUUUGGGACAGUCAGGACUUUACACUGACUUAGACCACACUGUCCCUUACACUAAGUGCAUUAUUACUACAGAUUUCCCAGUAUGGCCACAAAUAGUAGUAAACCAGUGACUGACUAUGGGCGCAGAGAGCCCGAGCAGUGCAGGUAUGCAGUACGCAACACUAUUGGCUAUCUGUACGUUCUGUCUUUCUUAGCCUUGAUUGACAUAUUGAGUGGGAGGGUGUCAGACUGAUCCAGUCAUUGGUUGACAGUCUCUCCUCAGAGAUCUUGAACUCAACUCAUUCAGAAUAAGACACGUUGAUCACAAAACCAUGUACAACACUGAUUUACCUGAAGCUGUUGUAUUAGAGCAUUUUCACUUGGAAUGUUUCUUAAAAUAAAAAAGGACUGACGCACACUGGACCUGCAUGUUCACUGGAGAAAUUAAAGUUAUCAGAAAUGAUUUCACCACUACAGUACUGGGAACACAAUAUAUUACAAACGGUGUUUCUAUUUAUAUUUAUAAUGGCGAUUGAGACACUUUUAUUUGUUGACUUGUAAUGUUUUGUUCCUUUUGGAUGUAACAGAAUCUGAUUUUUGCAGCAGAGAAAAGCUGAAUUACUUUUACCACUUUCUCCAUGUGGAAAUUGCCCCAAACAAAUAAUGGAAAAUCCUUUUCUUUUCUUUUUUUUUUUUUUUUUUUAAAAAUCAUCAUCUGUGCUCACGAAGCAUGCUGUAAUAAGCCAUAAAAUGCAUUGUUGUUUCAUCAGGGAUUUUAUCUGUGAAUGACUGAAUGAUGACAUCUGCUCUUGCUUUGUAAUGCUCAACUUUCACCAUUAAAAACAAUGUCAAGAUUUUCUCUUCAGGAUUCUUUUUUGCUCACCCACUUGUACCUUCUUUGCUCAUGCAGCC
Seriola aureovittata is the source of this 9009-nucleotide messenger RNA. It is a transcript of the gene frmpd1a, whose product is annotated as FERM and PDZ domain-containing protein 1. The coding region runs from base 426 to 6824 and encodes 2132 amino acids. Gene Ontology annotation, molecular function: protein binding. The transcript is spliced from 16 exons. Gene Ontology annotation, cellular component: cytoskeleton. NCBI's taxonomy places the organism in Eukaryota, Metazoa, Chordata, Actinopteri, Carangiformes, Carangidae. The record is from RefSeq and is a predicted model, not a curated record.